ACGCCCUCCAAGCUGAUGUAUCACGUAAUCACACCUCAGUGAACUGUAGCAUGCCUGUUAAAUGUCGCCAGGGAGGAAAGAGCGGCGGAGAUGUCACUGAAAGAGAUAUUAACGACAUGGAAUGAAGCAAUCAUUUAUUUUGAAAAUGGCAAAUUUGAAGAAGCCAUUGAUAAAUUUCGACAAAUCGUCGACCCAUCAGCGAAAAUCCUUUUCAACAUAGGUGUAACCUAUUUGGCAGCAGCAACACCCCAUCACGACCAGGCUUUGAAGUGGUUCUCCGAUGCCAUUACCAAAGAUCCCUUCUUGGCGGUGGCCUAUUUCCAAAGAGGAUGCACAUACCUCAAGCUACAAAGGUACAGGGAGGCGGGGGUGGACUUUCAGAGUACACUGGAGAAGAUGCGAGGAAGCAGUCUGAUCGACUACAGGCAGCUAGGCCUUCCCAUCAAACUCUACACAAGCCAGGUACUGAUGAACCUGGCUCUGGUGUUACAGAACCAGUCUGACACACAGGGAGUGUGUAAAUGUGUCCACGACGCAUCUCGACUUGUGAAGGAUCCACAACAUGAACCAGUCGUCGUCACUGCCUUGUCCUCCUUGCCGACUCCAUGUCUUUCACUGCUGGAGUUCCCCAUAAAGGAGUUGGUAUUCCGUCCGGCGAAGUCACUGGUUGCCAACCUACAGAAAAAGGACUUCUUGGGCCAGGCAAAGGUGGUGUCGUCCAUGUCUCGGCAUGACAAGUUCGUUGGAUUUGAAGGUGCCAGGAAGUGCCAUUCAAAUCCAGCCUCACCAAAUCCAUCCAGAAAAAGUGACCAUCUAAGUGUUGACAAUGUCAAGGCCAUGAAGGGGUCCUUGACCCCUCCACCUCCGACCCGACCUCCUCCUGUGCUGCCACCUACAGCUAUCAGGGACUUCAACAAUAAAUUUCUCCAAACAAGCUCAGGACAAAAUGGCCACGUAAGGUCAAGUUCAGGUGAAAGGUCAAGGCCAAUUCCCCCGAGUCGUGCUCCACCAGUUUUGAAAAAUGGGACAGCCUCAGUGAAGAAAGACAAGCCUCCACGUCCACCGCCUCCGGUAUUGAAGCGAAAGGUGUAGCUGUGAUGAACAAGUCAAUUUCAGUCUUGUUUUUAACAAUGCCAAUAGAAAAUUCAUAAUUUAUUACCUUUUUUAACUUGAAUUAUGUGUAUUUUAUUUCUUGAUAGCUAGUCAAAAAUCUGUUUUAUCACUUACUGUUAUGGUAUAGCAUUAAAUGAAGCAGGUCGAGAUAUUUUGCAGUUCAGAAAUAGUUUUACAGGUUCUACCAACCCUCACAGUAAUGAAAAGCUGGAAAACUAAUGUGAAAAGCACCCAAUGUUUUUUUCCACUGAACGCAGAUUUACGUUAUCACCACAAAAUUGUGCAUUGCAUGUUAAGCUGCACAACUGAUGAGACAAACUAACACAAUACACACCAACAUAUUGAGCAGGAAUUUACAUAGCUGCAAACAAAGAAAUAUAGGUUUUUGCCUUGCUUGUGCCAUGGCUGCAGUAAUCCACUCCACUCCAUGCCACUCGAGUAUACUCCACUCCACAUGAGUACAGUCCACUCCAUGCCACUCGAGUAUACUCCACUCCACAUGAGUACAGUCCACUCCAUGCCGCUAGAGUAUACUCCACUCCACAUGAGUACAGUCCACUCCAUGCCACUCGAGUAUACUCCACUCCACAUGAGAACAGUCCACUCCAUGCUGCUCGAGUAUACUCCACUCCACGUGAGCACAGUCCACUCCAUGCCGCUCGAGUAUACUCCACUCCACAUGAGUAGUCCACUCCAUGCCGCUCGAGUAUACUCCACUCCACAUGAGAACAGUCCACUCCAUGCCGCUCGAGUAUACUCCACUCCACAUGAGUAGUCCACUCCAAGCCACUCGAGUAUACUCCACUCCACAUGAGAACAGUCCACUCCAUGCCACUCGAGUAUACUCCGCUCCACAUGAGUACAGUCCACUCCAUGCCGCUAGAGUAUACUCCACUCCACAUGAGUACAGUCCACUCCAUGCCACUCGAGUAUACUCCACUCCACAUGAGAACAGUCCUAUCCAUGCCACUCGAGUAUACUCCACUCCACAUGAGUACAGUCCACUCCAUGCCGCUAGAGUAUACUCCACUCCACAUGAGUACAGUCCACUCCAUGCCGCUAGAGUAUACUCCACUCCACUCCACUCCACUCCACAUGAGCACAAUCCGCUCAAUGCCGCUCGAGUAUACUCCACUCCACAUGAGUACAGUCCACUCCAUGCCACUCGAGUAUACUCCACUCCACAUGAGAACAGUCCUCCAUGCCGCUCGAGUAUACUCCACUCCACAUGAGUACAGUCCACUCCAUGCGGCUCGAGUAUACUCCAUGCCACUCGAGUAUACUCCACUCCACAUGAGUACAGUUAAGACCUUUCUAUUCUAUAUAUGAACACCAGUCCAUUCUGUAUGUGAAGUGGUCACACGAUGCCCAGUAAUCUAAGGUGCUGCACUUGGCUGUGCAGAGUUGCAUCCCUUGGGCACGCCAGAAACCAAUGAUCAUGGGUUUGAAUCCCCUGAUUAUGUUUCUAGGUUUGUCAGCACCAUACCAAAGUGGUAAACGUCUGAGACCUGCAUCACUUCGGAAUUUCCUGCCAUGUUAAGCUAACACUGAAACAUGUAACUUUAAUACUGUUUAAACCCAACUCACUCACUCACUCUGUAUAUGAACACCAUUCAAUCCUGCAAUUCACUGUUUUCAGUUAUGAUUGUAUGUUUUGUAUGUUUAUAUGUGUUUGCUCAAGAUCUCCACAGUCCCAUACACUUGUAUACAAGAACCUAGUCUUAAAUGUCUUUACAAAAUAUUGUAAUCAGAACUAAUCACUCAAUUAUGCCAAAUGUAUGUCUUUUGUAUGCACCACGACUUUUGUAUGUGAGCAGGUGAGCUACAGCACCUCGCUAUGCAGUGUUGUGCCCCUUAGAUUUAAAGAUCUGCAGGUUGGGGUGCCAUGCCUGUUUUGUUAUUAUCCUUAUCCGUGCUCAUUUUCAUUCAGUGGUAAACGUCUAAGGGACUGCUAACUUAUUAUGGGAUGUAUGGCAGAGGUUUUUCAUGCAAGAAAUGAACCUCCCUUAUUGCUCAGCGGUAGAAACUAACAUUUUUAGUCCACUAGUCCUUAUAAUGAUAACAUAUAGCAAAACCCUUAAAAAUGGAAAAUUUCUACUAGUCCUUAUGAUACCUUAACCAUUGGGCAGUUUGGCAAGGAUUAUAGAACUAGUGCCAAUUUCUAACACUGUCUCCUAUUUUUCGAUUACCCUCCCCAUGAAAAGACAGCUAAAGCUCCUUAAUUAAAAUGUCCAAUUUUUCAUGACCCUCCCCAAAUGUGUGUAUUAUUGUUUUGUUUUUGGUGACCCUCCCCUGAUUUCCUGUGACCCAACCCACCCAGUCCCGAACAGUGGCCUGAUGGAUGGCUAUGUACUAUCAGGAUAUAAAAUGUAAAUCUGAUUAUGUUUCUUGGUUUGUCAGCACCCUACGUGCUCGUUGGUCUCACCAAAAUGGUAAACACCUCAGACCUGCAUCACGUCAGGGUUUCCUGCACAUUAAACUGACACGCCAUGAUAUAACUGGAAUACUGUUCAAAGAGGCGUUAAACCUGACUCCCUCACUCACUGUGUCUCUGAGCAGAGCCAUAUGCUGUAGUUCCACAGACAGCAGGGGUAAUAAUAAUGAAAAUAAUAAAAAGUGCAUUUAUAAUGCGCCAGAUUCCAUUCACCAAGUGGAUGCUCAUAGCGCUACACUAUUAUUACUCCGGUCUAUGGAUCAGUGAGCACUCGAUUUUCAUUCUCAGCUCCCUGGGGAGUAUACAACCCAAGCUGCCUGUGAGACCAGUUGUCAUAUCCAAUCAGUCUGCAGCUCAUUUUGGACAAGCGAUAUUGUUCAAUAGCUAGAUUUUGGGAGGAAACAACUAACUCUGUCUAGAUUUUCACUUGUCUCGGACUAAUGAGCUCGUGGCAAUGUCUAUUCCUGUAUAUUGUGAAGAGUUUGCCCUUAAAGCAUUUUUCAUUUUCCUCUCAAGGCCCAAAUACCUUCUGCCCACAUCUUCCUGAGGCAAGGGAGUUAACUGGCUGUAAACGUUUACUUUCCACCCUUGCCGGACUGGGUUGGGAUUUCUUGGCUCAAUCGUGCCACCAGUGGCUAGUACAAGUUAUGUCCCUUUAAGUCCCUCCACGGUGGCGCCCAGUCAAGACAAUCUGAUCAAUGAUCAAGAUCUAUAUUGUAAUAAAACGGGUCUUACUUUCCGAGUGCAUCAAAUCAUAUGAGCACCUUGAUUAAAAUUGUGAAAAGAUUAUCUGUUGCCAAGUUGACCUGAUUAAAGUCAAGUGAGCUUAUGUGAUGGCCUCCUUGUCCAGCAUCCGCCGUGCCGUAAACAUAAUCUCCCCAGGAACCACUGGACCAAUGAAGCUAAAAGUUCACAUGCUAGUUCCCACAAAUGUUGACACCUGAAGAGGUUUUAUUUUAAAUUUCAAUUAUAUUUUAAAAUCAUUUUUGGUCCUUUACUUGCUCAUUUUUUUACAAAAUGUCAUGAAAUUUGGUAUAUAUCUAGUUAGCAGUGUGGCUCAACAUAUAUGAUCCUAUUUUGUGAUAUUGUACGUUGCUAUUUUUAUUCAGCCUUUGCGCUUUGAUGUGAAUUCUCUCAAAAUGAAUUUUAUUGCAGAAUAAAUAUUUUCUCUUGAAGUUACCAGAUAUCUGAUUAUGAACAGAAAUUUGUUAAUCAUUAGUUGAGUAACCUCCUUUUUUAAUGAAAAUAUUAUGUUCGAUCAAUCCAUUGUACCUAUAUUUGUCAGUAUAUAAUAUUUUUUUUGUUUUUCUGGUCUGCAAUUGUCAGAUUAUAAACCUGAACGUUUCCGAUUUCACAAUAAUCAAAUGUAUGGAUCGUUCAUUGAUUGAAAUGCCCUUAUAUCUUUCAAGCUACAUGAUAAAUAAAUUGUGAUUUUUUUACCACAAAUGUUCAUCCCAUAUGUUCAUACCUACUGUAUCAUUGUAACCCUACGGACAAAAUACACCUCACUUUGUGAAUCUCACCGUCACGAUGAUCACAAAUCGUAAUUAUAGGAUUGGACAUAUUCCCAAGGCAAGGGAGUUAACUGACCUUAAAAGACCACUGGAAUUUUAAAGUCAGUUACCUCCCUUGCCUCAGGAAGAUGAGGAUUGGGUGGUCUGGAUUGGUCACUUGAUUGAUAGCAUGACAUCAUACUUCAAUUGUUGCUCACAUGGGCGGAUACAGAGGCGGGGGUGCGCACCCCCUCUUUUUAUUUCCCAAAAAAAUCUUUAUUUCUGUUUAAAUUACCACCAAAGACAAUAAAUAGAUCUUAAUUGUGCACCCCCCUUUUCAAAAAAGCUGUAUCCGCCCAUGGCUCAUAAUACCAAUCACUUGAUCACCUAAUCCUGACUUGAUUAUUUACAGGUUGCCAUCUUAAUGCUCGAAUAAUGCUGCAGUAUACAAUAAAAUAAGCUUACGACAGAGGUGUGAGUAGAUGGAUGCUGUAUGCCCCAUUGAAAUAGUGUUUUAAAAUUAUUAGACAGGCUCAAACAAAUAUGGGGUGGGAUACCCAGGGUUUAAAGCUGCCUCUCAUGCUGAAAGCCUAGGUUUAAUUAGAUCUGUACAAUAUGUGAAGCCCAUUUCUGGUGAUAUUGCUGGAAGAUUGCUGAAUGUGGUAUAAAACCAUACUCAAAUCACGCAAAGAUUCAGAUUUUAAAGGAAAAACAGAUUCAGUCUGAAAUAUGUAUUUUAUGUGAGGAUUCUGUUGCUUGAAUUAGUAAACAGGGUAGGAUGUAUUGUUAUAAUGGAAGGCCUACACUCCCUCAAAUAUUCUGAACAGGUUUUAGAAGAAUGUUGUUGAAUGUCACAUAUUUAUCAUGACUCAUUGUGCUGGUCACAUGAUAUUUAUGAAUAUUAUUCAUGUUAUUCCAUGUAGUUAUACAACUUAAUGUGUCAAACAUCAUUCCAUUCUUGCCAUUCAGCUAACUCACGGAAUCUUUGUUUAUUAAAUUAAUUUAUUAAAACAUUAUCACGCACA
Messenger RNA from Haliotis rufescens (red abalone), 6065 nucleotides. RefSeq names its product neutrophil cytosol factor 2-like. Lineage: Eukaryota; Metazoa; Mollusca; Gastropoda; Lepetellida; Haliotidae. The coding region runs from base 91 to 1092 and encodes 333 amino acids. The record is from RefSeq and is a predicted model, not a curated record. Gene Ontology annotation, molecular function: protein binding; superoxide-generating NADPH oxidase activator activity. The transcript is spliced from 7 exons. Gene Ontology annotation, biological process: superoxide anion generation.